UGUUCAACUUAAGUUACUAAAGAUUAUUCAAUUGGGCUCACAAAUUAUUUCAUUAAAAGCUAAAAUCUGAUUGUGUGGCAUAACAUUCAUCAUAACGUUAAUUGAAGAUGCACGAAAACUUACAUGAGUCAUCGUGUAGAUGACCGUUGUGGCUUACUUUCUAUACAAUAGUAACUAAAAUACUCAAAAAUGUCUGAGGUAAAAGGGACGAAGGCCUUGGAAUUAUGGUGUAAACGCCUAAUUAAGGAUUGCCCUAACGUGCAGAUUGAUAAUAUGACUACGUCAUGGAGAAAUGGCAUCGCUUUCUGUGCAUUAGUUCAUCACUUCAGGCCUGACUUAAUAGAUAUAUCAAGUUUAAAACCGGAAAACAUUUAUGAAAACAACCAGCAGGCAUUUAGUAUUGCAGAGAAACAUCUGGGAAUUCCCGCGCUGUUGGAUCCUGAGGAUAUGGUGGAAAACGAAGUACCCGACCGAUUGUCUAUUCUCACUUAUUUGUCUCAGUUUUAUCAACGUCUGGGCCACACAGUAAACACUAAAGCCUCUGAAAAUGAAGCCAAGACCCCAGAGCCUCCAUCAACCUCUACAGCAGCGGCACCAUUCAAAUUUGGAAAGACAGGUCUAGACAAGUGUGCUGCAUGCGGCCUGCCUGUUUACCUCGCACAGCGUCUCAUGGUCUCAUACAAGCUCUAUCAUAGGAGAUGUUUCCGUUGCUCCAAGUGUAAGGGUCACUUGAACCCCAAGAAUUUCCAAAUUAUCGAAGGAUCUGAAUUUUUUUGUGAUAGUUGCAAAAAUGAAAAGACAAUGCCUGCAUUUCUUAAUAAUAAUGACCAAAUAGGAAUGUUAGCAUUUCAUGAAGACUUGUCUAAACCUAAUGAGCUCGCCAGUGAAGAGCCUAUUGUCCCAAAACAUAAGACAAGGCCUCAGUCAAUCUUAGAGAAAAUAAGCAUGUUCGAAAAGCAAUCAGAUAAAGAAGUUAAUCUAGAAGACAAGUUAGUAAAUAUGUCUUUAUCUGACAAUUUAGAUAGUAAACUUGAAGACAGUACACCUAGUGUUUUAAACACAAGCAAGUUUCAACCUCAGGCAGCAGACAACAAGGAGUCAGUAGUUGACAAUGCCGGUGCUAAAGAAAAUACCGAAUUAUUUAAACAAAACCCUGAAAAAGUUUACAAGAGCAAUAUAAAUCAAUUUAAUUUCUUACAAACGCAACUCGCUGAAGAUACUAAUGGUGACAAUCAGUAUAAUUUGGCAAUUAGCGAUACUGAGAUCCAACAUGAAAAAUUUAACGAUUCGAAAGAUGAUAACGAAAUCGGUGAUUCUGGUUUUAAGGAAAAAUUUGACUCCAUUGAAAGUGUGCGUAAAGACAAGAGUAAUAUAACUGAUGAUAUUAGAAUAGCGAAAAAUGGUUUUAACUCGCCGCCUGAGACUGAGUGUUCUCCAACAGAAACAAAUGAAUCUAGUAUUAUUGAGCCUCAAAUAUCGAUUAGUGUACCUCCACGGAAGAAAAAAAACCUUACGCCGAGUGGAAAAACGUCAGUUAAAAAAGCGGACAAUCAGAAAACAGUCGACACUAAACUAUAUCCCGACCAUUUAAACCCGUUUUCGGACGAUGAAGAAGAGGAGGAAUCCAGUAAAGAGACGUCCAAGCCAGUGAGCACUAAUCCUUUUGGCAGCAGCGACGAGGAAGACGACGAUGUGCCGCCGAUCCAUCCUCCGAGACUGCCCACUGGACAAACCUCUACUCCCACGAAACGCUUGAUAGCCGCCAACCCCUUUUGGUCCGACGGUGAGGAACCCUCGUCCGAUGAUGAACCUCAUAAUGGAAGUACAAACAUGUACAAGUCGUCAUUGACCACAAGCACGCCGAACCUGCCGAGCGGCCGCCGGAAGAAGGUGAAGGCGCCGCCGCCGCCGCCAGUUCUCAAGGUCACCGAGGUCCCCGCCACGUCCAUGGACGAUGUCGCGAGCAUAUCCUCGCUCAGCUCCUACACGUCCACCGUACAUUCUGACCAAAAAUCAUAUGGCAUGUCAACUCCAAGGCUAAAAAAGAAACGUAUUGCGCCGACACCUCCCGACAGCAUGUCCAUGUCCGCCAUGUCCGGCUGUGGCUCUAUGGAAAGAGGCGUCGACCACUCCGACAUAAAGAACAACUCUGAUGGUGGACGUCGUCUGAAAGGCCCGGCGCCCGGCCUUCCGCUGCCGGAGCGGCGCGAAGUGAAAAUGCAGAUGUCCCCCGAAGAGCUGCAGGUGCAACUCGACAUGCUGGAGACACAGCAGCUGGGCCUGGAGCGGCAGGGCGUGCUCAUCGAGCAGAUGAUCAGGGACAAGUGCGAAGGAGAGGAUGCAGUACCAGCGCCGCAGGAGGAGGUGGAAGAUCUCGUCAUCCAACUCUGCGAGCUGGUCAACGAGAAAAACGAUCUGUUCAGGAAACAAACGGAGCUCAUGUACAUUCGGCGUCAGCAGCGAUUGGAGCAAGAACAAGCCGAUAUCGAGCACGAAAUCAGGGUGAUUCAGUCGCGGCCCGCGGUUAAUCGCAUCGAUGCCGAUAAGGCCCGCGAAGACCAGCUGGUGUCGCGGCUGGUGCAGAUCGUGCGCAUGCGCGACGAGCUCGUGCAGCAGAUCGACUCCGAGCGCCGCCGCGAGCGCCAGGAGGACCUGGCCAUCGCCAGCUCCAUCGCCACCAAGCGGGCUCAAAGGAACAGUGACUCUAACAGCUCAUCAAUGAAAUCGACGGAGGUUGUACCGACGCCCAAGAAAAACAAAGUAAAAGACAAAGUUAAAAAGCAGUUCAAGAAAGCAAAGCACACUCUCAUUUCAAAGAAAAAAGAUGAUUCAGACAAAAAAGAGGCAAAACCCGAAAAAGAAAAGAAAUCGAAACAAUAAGAUGUUAAAAUGAUUAAGUGUAAAAAUAGCAAGAAAGGACAAGGAAAAUUAAAACAAUACUUGGAACAAUUGGACGUAGUUUAGCGUAAAAGAUCCAUCCUCUAAAAUUUGUCAUUUAAAUGAACGACUUUUCCGUUUGACAGAAAGUUCAAAUUUGACUAACAGAUUUUUGUGG
Cydia amplana is the source of this 3055-nucleotide messenger RNA. RefSeq names its product MICAL-like protein 1 (gene MICAL-like). Gene Ontology annotation, molecular function: protein binding. The transcript is spliced from 14 exons. Lineage: Eukaryota; Metazoa; Arthropoda; Insecta; Lepidoptera; Tortricidae. The coding region runs from base 190 to 2880 and encodes 896 amino acids. The record is from RefSeq and is a predicted model, not a curated record.